GAGGGCUGUACCUAUUUGCAAUAUCUCGCUGAUAGAAAAUCCCUCGGCUAUUAUAAAACAAGGCUAACUGAUGUUACCAGCAAUUUGGGUUGUGGGAGUGAUAGUAGUAGCUGCUGGUUUCGGGAGAUCGAGAUCUUGAGAGGAACGCGAUUCAGUCUGUGAAUUCAUUAGUGCGAAGAUGUCGUGCCGUGUUAUUUUCAUCGUCUUUAUGCUAUUAGCGAGUGAUUGGCACUUCGGCGACGCAGCGAGAAUAUUGGCUGUGUUUCCUACAGCCUCUAUAAGUCAUCAGAUCGUAUUUCGGAAGCUGACACUGGAACUGAACAAACGAGGUCAUGAACUUGUCGUGGUUACACCGGAUCCGGUCAACGAUCCAACUCUGAAAAACUACACGGAAAUUGAUGUCAGUUUCCAGUACAAUGACAAAGAUAGUUUGCCAAAUAUAAUAGGCAUGCGAGGAAAAGUCGACUGGUUUGGGUGGUUGAAGGUUCAAGUACCGAUGAUAACCAGGCAAGUAACUAAGAUAUUCGAGCAGCCAGAUCUCAAGAAACUGUACCAUCCUAACAGCGGCGAGAAGUUCGAUUUAAUAUUGAUGCAAAUGUUUUUCACCCCCGCCUUCAUGUCAUUCGCCGCACGAUUCAAGGCCCCAAUGAUUGGUAUCCACAGUGCGAGUCUGCAAACAUCCAUGCAGUACGCGAUCGGCAAUCCAAUAUUGCAUUCCGAUCCGUCAAACUGGCAGCUGGAUAUGAAGUUCCCCGAGUCAUCAUGGAUACCGUGGAGAAGAUUGGACAACUUCAUCCAAAGUUGGAGAUUCAUCCACUAUCACAGGACCGUGUAUUUGCCAAAACAGCAGAAAAUCGCUGAGAAAUAUCUAGGAAUUGAUAUUCCGGACCUCCACGACUUGGAGAAGAAUAUCAGCUUGAUAUUCGUCAAUCAGCAGGGGCCGAUUUCUUUUGCCAAGCCGAACGUACCGAAGGUUAUUGACAUUGGUGGCUUUCACGUCACAAAUAAGAUAAAGCCAUUGCCAAAGGAUCUUAAAAAGGUCUUGGACGAAGCUACGCAGGGUUUCGUGUACAUGAGUCUUGGAUCAAACGUCCAUAGCAAAAUGCUACCCGAAAAAGCACGGAAAGAUAUCGUUGCCGCGUUCUCGAAGCUUCCCUACAAAGUGAUUUGGAAGUUUGAAGACGAUACGCUUAAAAAUCUACCGGAAAACGUGAUUAUCCUGAAGUGGACACCACAGCAGGCUGUUCUCGCUCACCCAAACAUCAAAGUAUUUAUAUACCAGGGUGGACUUCAGAGUACAGAAGAAGCCGUUUCUAACGGUGUUCCUUUGAUCGGAUUGCCGGUUAUGAGUGACCAGGACAUGAAUGUCAGGAAAAUGGAGUCUGUUGGUGUUGCCAAGAAGCUGGAAAUUACUAACAUAAACGAGAAAGAUUUCUUUGAGGCGGUACGCACUGUCGCAGGUGACGACGGAUACAAGCAGAGGAUGCUGAAUUUGCGUUCCCUGCUUAAGGACAAACCUUAUAAUAUGCUUGAGAACGCAGUUUGGUGGACGGAACACGUGAUAAGACACAGAGGUGCUCCAUACCUACACUCCACAACCGCUGACCAGCCGUGGUAUCAGCGUCAGGACAUGGACAUAGUAGCAUUUCUUUCCGCCAUGUUUGUCAUUUCAUCAAUCCUAUCGCUAUUUAUUUUAUAUAAGUAUGUAAUUUAUAGUCUUAGAAUAGGCAGUGACCCGACAGUCGAGAAAAGUAAGAAGCGGAAUUAGAUUAAUCGCUACAGUUUACAUAAUGCAUUUUCAUUUGCUGACGCAAGUCGGUAGUUUGAUAAAUAUUCCGCUGUAACGCGAAUAUGAAACAGUAAGUUCACUUUCCAUUCAAAGCUAUUAACGAAUUCUGCUGAAGUUGACUGAGACUGAUCUUGAUGCUCGUUGUGCAAACGUCAUCACACCUCAUCCACGAAGUAAGAAGGAUAACUUAAGUUCAAUUUUUGGCAAUUUUUGUAGCCAGGAUUACUGAAUCUCAUCAAAAUGAAUAUAUUUGGGGCAUUCCAUGAUGUUUCGAUCAAGAUUCUAUGUCGAUAUCUCAAAUUGGAUUUCAAGUUUCUUAUGUGAAAGUACGUGACUAAAAAUUAAAAUGCCAAUUUUCUUCAGAAUGUUUUAGUCCCAGCGUUUCUGAGGCAUGAAAACGCGAAAAACGUGAAAAAAACACUUCCUAAAAUCUGUAAAAAUUUAGAAAAUUUGUAUAAAAUAUUUUUGAAAAAUGGUGACACCUAUUGAAAGAUGGAG
Molecule: messenger RNA, 2287 nt
Organism: Neodiprion fabricii
Lineage: Eukaryota; Metazoa; Arthropoda; Insecta; Hymenoptera; Diprionidae
Product: UDP-glycosyltransferase UGT5-like
Exons: 5
Coding region: 179-1768 (529 amino acids)
Molecular function (GO): UDP-glycosyltransferase activity
Source: RefSeq, a predicted model, not a curated record